Syngnathoides biaculeatus (alligator pipefish) is the source of this 1813-nucleotide messenger RNA. RefSeq lists its product as uncharacterized. The transcript is spliced from 8 exons. NCBI's taxonomy places the organism in Eukaryota, Metazoa, Chordata, Actinopteri, Syngnathiformes, Syngnathidae. The record is from RefSeq and is a predicted model, not a curated record. Bases 345 to 1460 code for a protein of 371 amino acids.
AAAAUGAGUAGUUGACGAAAACCCUCAAUUCGCCAAAAUCUGGUAUUAUAUUGAAAAUGACAACGAUCUGUUUAGUAUUUUUUUCAUAAAUCUAAAUUAAUUGAUGAAGAGUUUAAAAAAAUUGAACAACAAUACCAACUCUUCCUUGCCAGGUCAUUAUGAAUUAGAUUUAGGGUUUGACGUUAAACCCGGAAGUGAGUUCCCUCCUUCCUCACAGUUCAUCUUCGUUUGACAGCGCGGUGGUGAAUGGCUUCUGGAGGACAAUGAGCGCGAUCUCUUAACUUUGUUCGGCACUUCCACGUCCAUUCGGAGAUCGACAGAGACUCUAAAUCACUACUGCAGCAAUGUCAGGGUUCAAGUACCACUUGUGGUUGCCAGUGACUGUGGGUGUCCUGUUUGUGGGUCUCCCGUACUCCAUCUCUCUGGCCGCCCAGUUAAUGCUCGGCUGGCCCAGCAAACCCGGAUAUAAAAAGUACUUAGAGGCUGUAAAACCAAGACGGAUUUACCGCAUCACAAGAGCCGUGUUGGAGUCACUGAAAUGCCUGCAAUAUGGGAGACUUUACCUCCAGCUGAAGUCAUGGUAUGAAAAUGACAAGAACAGAAUGCAUUAUGAAAAGGGCAUCGCAUUUGGUCGCCGUGGGAACAAGCUUGACUUGUACCACCCUCCCGGGUUGGCAAAGUCUGGAGACAAGGCAGCGCCGCCGCCACUGGUGGUAUUUGUCUACGGCGGCGCUUGGUCCUCUGGAGAACGAUUCGUUUACUGUCUGGUGGCCAGACACCUUACUGAAGAACUCAAUGCGGCUGUCAUUUGUCCUGACUACACUACCUACCCAAAGAUGAACGUUUUAGGAAUGGUGCAAGAUAUUGCAGACUGCCUGAUUUGGGCUCAAGAGAGUGGACCUCAGUUUAACUUUGACAAAGACAAUAUCAUUUUAAUUGGCCAUUCGGCAGGUGCGCACUUGUGCGCACUGACCACGCUGUUUCUCCUCGAUGCAAGGGAAGAGCUUUUUAUUGAGGCGAGCAAGCAGCAAGACCUGGCGUCGGUGAUCAAAGGAGUCAUCGGGCUCAGCGGUGUGUAUAACAUCGUGGAGCAUUACGAGUAUGAGCAGAAAAGAGGUGUGGAAUACGUCUCGGCCAUGCAUAAAGCCAUGAAUGGAGUGGAGAACUUUGCGUACUACUCACCCACGCACUGGCUGGAGACGUUCGACCAGGACAAACUGAGCAGGUUGCCUCCAUUCACAUUGAUCCACGGGGCCAGAGACAUCAUGGUUCCGGCAGAAGCUUCCGCCAAGUUCUCUGAGCUCCUCACGUCGCUGUCCGUGAAGUCUUUUCUGUACGUGUUGCCCGAGGUCGACCACAGGGAGAUGAUCGUCGACCUCAUGGCGCCCGAGCGACGGUUCUACCACGCCAUCUACAGCUGCAUUAAACACCAAUACAGGAAACUUGUGAAAGUCAGAUGAUGUCACAUCUGCGGAUGGGAAGGCAUAUUUCUGUCAUUUUUCACAUUUUUAUAUUACAUUUUAUAUGUGGUUUUUGUAUUAUAUUAUCAGUAUUCUGUUAAAUUUUACAUUAUUUAUGUUAAAUUAUAAGUCUGUUAUUAGUUCGACUCCAAUACUGAUGAGAAAAAAGUGCAAUCAAUAGCAAUAACAUAGUGGUGGUCCUGAAUUAUGAAUAGUUUGUAUGUGCCCUGUGAUUGGCUAUGAAUAACAAAUGUACCUAAAGUGCAAAGUUGUGUAAAGCUGGACUAAAAUUUGACAUUCUAAUAAGGGUCGUUAUGUUUUUAGACCUAAUAAAUGAAUCAUUGAUCCAUGAA